This is a messenger RNA of Macaca mulatta (Rhesus monkey), 620 nucleotides long. Lineage: Eukaryota; Metazoa; Chordata; Mammalia; Primates; Cercopithecidae. The record is from RefSeq and is a predicted model, not a curated record.
AUGAGGUCGUCCCAAGCGCCGAGGGGAAAGCGUGCACACAGAACCCUUCACUACCGGCGGGGGAAACCCGCAGGCCCUGGCCCACCGCCAGAGACCCCGCUCGCGCCCACGGACCACGGCCGCCCACGCGCCACGGCCCGCAACAUCCCGGCUAGAAGCGCUUCCGCUUCACCCACCUGCGGCUUCCGGUCGUACACACGGCCUUGCGAGGGCGCGAGCUGGAAAAGUGCGCCGUACGACCCCGAGCAACCGGCAGGCCUUGCGCGCGACCCUGCCCCGCCCCCUGAGGGCCGGCCCCCUGGAGCGCCGGAGCAGGAGGGGCGCGCAGGGAUCGCGCAGCGCCUCGCCGCCUGCGGGGUCGUGGGGUCCCCGCAGCCCGCGGGGGUGCUAAGUAAGGGUCCUUCAGGGCGGGAACCAGAUUCGAGGCAGGGACGUAGGCCACGUUCGAAAAAAAGUACCGAAAGUCAUAAGGCCCCAGUUCAGAUGGGCGUUCCCCGCGUGACAGCACAGAGAUAACGGCCACCCCUGGGCGAAGAUUUGGAACUUGAAGAUGAAUUUUUCUUCCUCAUCAAAGGAAUAUCUAAUACUGCCUUCAAAUUAAUAAAAUUGAGUUUAUUCUA